AUGAACUAUCCUCGGCCCCACCUUCCGAAUAUCAUCGAACUCACGGGAAUUCAUGUCGCUACUGAACAAAAGCCAUUGCCACAGGAAGUGCAGAAGUUCCUGGACGGAGCAGAGCACGGCGUCAUCUACUUCAGCCUGGGCUCCAACGUCCGAAGCGACCAGAUGGCGGAGGACAAGCAAAGAGCGUUCAUCGAGGCUUUCCGGGAGCUGCCCCAGAGGGUACUCUGGAAGUGGGAGAGCGAUUCGCUGCCCAACCAGCCCGCCAACCUGAUGGUCAGGAAAUGGCUCCCUCAGCAGGAUAUACUAGCCCAUCCAAACGUGCGGGUGUUCAUCAUGCAGGGAGGUCUGCAGAGCCUGAACGAGGCGACGUACCAUGCUGUACCGCUUCUGGUUAUGCCCUUCUUCUCUGAUCAGGCGCACAACGCCGCCAAGAUUAAGCAGGCCGAGAUAGGCGUCUGGCUCGAAUACAGUGAUGUCAGCAAGGAGACGGUUCUGCGAGACCUGAAAUCAUUGCUGAACGACAGCAAGUACAGGGAGAACAUGAAGCGUGUGUCGGGCGUAUUCAGGGAGCACAAGUCAGACUCCGUGGAGCGUGCCGUGUGGUGGAUCGAGUACGUGAUACGCCACCGGGGGGCACCUCACUUGCGUAGUGCAGCUCUCGACCUGUACUGGUGGCAACUGCUGCUGCUCGACGUCAUCGGAUUCAUCGUUCUCAUCGCCAUCUGUGCCUCUGCUGUCCUCUGUCUGCUUGUGUGGAAGCUGUCCGCAUUGUUGACCUACAGUAGGGCCAAGAUUAAAGCACAGUAGAGUAACUGUGAGAAUGAGAAAGCUGUGAUAGCUCUCCUGCACAGGAGACUGUAGUAGUUGAUCCAGUGGAUGAGAGAUGGCUUAGCAUUUGUGUUCAACAGCUUCAGUAUAGAGCUGUAGCAUAGCUUAUCACGUCUCACAGGGACUGCUGGGAGCAAUCCUCAUCAUACACAUGGGCUAUAGUUGAACUAAAAUAAUGUUUUGAGCAUGUUGAAUGGUAGGAGACAGUUGCCAGCAAAUUAUCGUACAUUCUUAAUCACAGCAAGAUCACAACUGUAUUACCUUUUUUUGUUCGAGGGUAGUCAUUGUGUUAUAAUUAUCACUUUGAGAAAACAGAGUUAGAAGUUAAUUUUUAGUUUAUUUCUAGGUACAUGUCCACAGUAUAGUACAUAUUGAAAUCUCACCACAUCACAGUACUGUAACAAGCUGCAAGAGAAGCCACAACAAAGCGACACAACCCACCAAUGAACUGUAGUAUCGUUCAGUAAUUUGUUUUCUGUAUUUGAAUAGAUACGACACUGCAACAACUCUUGCUGAGAUGUUGGAAGGUGACAAUCAGCCAUCAUAUGACAAGUACGUAUGUAUUACAAACUCUUCCAGUGUGAUCAAACAACUCUCUGUGAGGAGGAACAAUGUGGCAAACCAUAUUUCUUUGAAGAACUAUUGAUCAUAGGAGAAGUGGAGAUCCUGGUGCUCAAAUGCUGGCAUAUUAUAGUGGAAGUGAUAGUGGAAAAUGUGAGUCACUUGUGGAUCAAUUUUUAGCACAGUGCAUGAUGUUUUGAACUUAAUAAUGUCUGUCACCCUCUAUUUGUUAACAUGACACUCAUACCAAAUGAUUAGCAAACUAAGGCAGCAGCAGAAGUUUUGCAGCUCUGUAAUACCAAUUCAAAGCCACUUAAUCACCAGGGACGAGGGCUGGAUGUACCAGUAAGACCCUAGCAAGCAGUGGAAAUAUGUGGUUUGGCACCACCAAAAUACAUGAAGUGUCGACCAUCAUCGGUAAAAGUGAUGCAAUAUGCUUUUUGAGAGCACCAUGGGAUGGUGCUAACAGAUUCUGGUCAAAAGGUACAAAAUGUCACAGGAGAAUGCUACCGAAAUCUCCUCACAACGUUUAUGAGAGGCUGUCAGAAUGAAGUAUUGUGGGAAGCUGUUCAAUGCCCUACCUCAUCCUGCAGAGAAAACAGUCUGACAAGUUGCUUCUUUGGGCCAUCAAAUUUUGCCUUAACCUCCUACAUGCUCAUGAAUGCCACAGAAUAUUUUCUCCCUGUUUCAUCAGAUGAUGAAACCAUUGCUAGGUAGGUAUUUCCAGAACGAUGAGUUGGUGAUGUUUUGGGAUAGCUUGACAGCUAAAAUGUAGAUUUCUACCAACCAAGGUCUCUACAAAGGCAUCCAUCAUUACGAAACAUUUGUCACACUGAAGUGUGGUUAUGUAGAGGACUACCACCAUCAUCAAGGCUCAUCUUCACAAGUACAUUGUUUCAAAGUAAUAGAUGUAAUUUUAUAAUUACCCCUCAUACAUACAGACUGAGCAUUGUAAGGCAUGGAUGGCUGCAAGCUGGCAACACUGUACCUCACCCCCACCUCCCCCCAUUUCCCAUCACUGCAUUCUCAGCACUCACAGUUAUUUAUUUGAGCUAGGUGAUGGAGAGUGAAGUUGAGCAAACAGGUCAUCACUAAUCUUCAUGUCAUAAUGUAGGUAGCUUACAUUCCUAAUAUAUAAAAUAAAGUUAAUGUGUUCCUACAUUCUUGUGAAGAUCAGGAAAUGCCCCAUUACUCAUUUCUGAAUAAAACAAUACAUUAUAAACAUAGCACUGAACAGGAGAAGAAACAGCAGUCAUGAUGGCUACUAUACAUCACUGCACACUGUACUGUUUGAUAAUUGAGCUUGAGGAUGAUUGGAAACAAGUCAGUACUAACCUCAAGUCAUCAGACAAGUGAUUUCUCAGCUCCUGCAGCCCUACAAAAAGUGAGAAGUUAUUGUACUGUACACUCACUGUAUUGUGUAGCACACAUUUUUCUUAUGCACAAGUGUUAUAGGUGAGUCAGGUACUGAUUGGUAAGAUAGAUUUGUUUCCUACAGAUUACUGUAACAUCGAUAUUUUUUCACCAAAGAGUUCGCAAGAAUUCAUAUAUGAACACCCCUAUGCAAUAACUUCAUGACAAAUUAUCUUACAGUGAAACAGAUUGUAACUCAAUAAAUUUGUUUGAAAACAA
Messenger RNA from Schistocerca gregaria, 3021 nucleotides. Its product is annotated as UDP-glycosyltransferase UGT5-like. Bases 1 to 807 code for a protein of 268 amino acids. Gene Ontology annotation, molecular function: UDP-glycosyltransferase activity. The record is from RefSeq and is a predicted model, not a curated record. Lineage: Eukaryota; Metazoa; Arthropoda; Insecta; Orthoptera; Acrididae. The transcript has 4 exons.